Messenger RNA from Epinephelus fuscoguttatus (brown-marbled grouper), 1748 nucleotides. RefSeq names its product serine protease 53-like. The transcript has 10 exons. Gene Ontology annotation, biological process: proteolysis. Lineage: Eukaryota; Metazoa; Chordata; Actinopteri; Perciformes; Serranidae. Gene Ontology annotation, molecular function: serine-type endopeptidase activity. Bases 149 to 1684 code for a protein of 511 amino acids. The record is from RefSeq and is a predicted model, not a curated record.
UAUGCAAGAUAAUACAUUGCACAGUGAAUGUGGUUAGAAAUCAAGAUCAAAUAGAUAAUAAUCACACCAUCCAACAAAGCACACUACUAUAUAAAAGACUGGACUUGAAACCCCAAAAGGUAGACAAGUCUGUUGUCUUGCUGGCAUCAUGCAUACUCUGCACAAGAUUCUGCUUUUUCAUGUUCUGACAUGUCUCGGGGGAAAAGCACACAGUGGUGAAAUCAUAAACGGGAAAGAAGCCCUGGAGAAUUCAAUGCCGUAUAUGGUCUCUCUGCAGAACAACAAAGGACAACAUGUGUGUGGAGGAUUCCUAAUCAAUGAAGACUUUGUGCUCACUGCUGCUCACUGCGACUGCUUCGGCUUUACACGUGUUGUUCUUGGCACCCACAAUCUCAAGAACAUUAACUACGUAAACAUACGAUACAUUAAAGAGAGAUACAAACACCCAUAUUAUGAGACAGUAGGAAAGGGAAAGGACAUCAUGCUCCUCAAACUGGCUGAGAAGGCUCGACUGGACAACCGAGUCCAAACCAUUCCACUUCCCAGACCUGAAACAAACAUAAAAGAAAACCAAAGCUGCAGUGUAGCUGGAUGGGGUUCCAUAAAAACUAAUGGUAGCGUUGUUGAUGAUCUGAGAGUGGUGGAUGUGUCUAUCAUCAACCUGCAAGUCUGUAAGGAGAAAUGGUCUGGUCUUCCUCUUCCUGACAGUGUUAUCUGUGCAGGUGGAUAUAAGAUCAACAAAGGAUUCUGUCAGGGGGAUUCUGGUGGUCCUCUGGUGUGUGACGGGAAGGCUGUUGGAGUCGUGUCUUUCAACAACAACAAAAACUGUAGCUACCCAAAUGUGCCCAACGUCUACACGGAGACCUCAAAAUAUCUUGGCUGGUUCGAAAGCAUCAUCAAACCUUAUGACGUCCUCUCUCACACAGUGGUCCUGCAGCAUCACUGCUCCUCCAUCACCCAGUGCUCCAACAUAUCUGGGAGUGGAAUUAUAGGUGGAGGAAAAGCCCGGAGAACUUCGAUGCUGUAUAUGGCCUCGAUACAGAGCGACAAUAAACAUGUGUGUGGAGGAUUCCGCAUCAGUAAAGACAUUGUGGUCACUGCUGCACGCUGUGAUGUGAAUCUGGAUAGAGCAAAAGUUGUUCUGAGCACCCAUAAAACUGAUUCAGCUAUAAAAACAGUGAAAUACAUCAGCAAGAAGUGCAAACACCCCUCUUAUGAGGAUUUUACAAAAGGAAAUGACAUCAUGCUCCUCGAAGUGGCGGGGCAGGAGGGAAUGAAUGUUGGUAUAACAACAAUUGAAUUGACUGAUAUUCAGGUAGAAGCAAACAAACAGUGCCGUGUAGCUGGAUGGGGUUGCACUACACCUGGUGAUAAGACUGUAGAUGAUCUGGAAGUGGCCGAUGUGUCUAUCAUUAACCUGCAAGUCUGUAAGAAGAAGAAAUGGCCUGGUCUUUCUGCAGAUGUUAUCUGUGCAGGUGGAUAUAGCACAAAGCGAACUCUUUGUAAGGGGGAUUUUGGUGGCCCACUGGUGUGUGACGGGAAGGCUGUGGGUGUGGCGUCUUAUAACAAAUGUGGCAACUGCAACAGGGAAAAUGAACCCAGCAUCUAUACGGACAUCUCAAAGUUCCUCCCAUGGAUCAACAAAGUUGUCAAGACAAAUGACUGGACAGAUUGUAAAGAAUAACAAUCUUACACACAGCUUUGCUUCAGCACCUUUGUAUUUGUAUUUUGGAGGAGCAGUUGUGUUU